Cygnus olor (mute swan) is the source of this 3546-nucleotide messenger RNA. RefSeq names its product regulator of G protein signaling 16 (gene RGS16). The record is from RefSeq and is a predicted model, not a curated record. The transcript has 4 exons. Lineage: Eukaryota; Metazoa; Chordata; Aves; Anseriformes; Anatidae. Bases 243 to 746 code for a protein of 167 amino acids.
CUCUGCCAUUAGGUGGAGCGGGGACUCAGCAUCAAGCAGGAAAAGCCAGAGGCUCCCACAGGCACUGGUUUCUCAAACCAGUGCCUGGGUCCCCCAGGGAAUGCGGACAGCACUGGAAACAAAACACUAGAUCUUGCUGCUGGAGGCAAGGCGCCUUCGUGCUGAGAAGCUCUGCUGGGCUGGCACCAGGAAAAAGGGCUCCUCUGAGCAUCCUCUAAAGACUGCCUGGCCACAGCUGCGCUAUGGAGCUGAGGUCUGGGGAGCCAUCGGGGAAGGAAAAAGAAAGGGAAAAAGAAAAAGGAAAGAGGGCCCACAGAGACUCCUCACGAGAGGUGCUCGAGUGGAGGGAAUCCUUCGAUCAGCUCCUGAAGAGUAAAAACGGGGUGACCGCCUUCCACACCUUCCUCAAGACAGAGUUCAGUGAGGAGAACCUGGACUUCUGGCUGGCCUGCGAGGACUUCAAAAAGACCCGGUCGAAAACCAAGCUGGCCUCCAAGGCCAACAGGAUCUUUGAGGAGUUCGUCCAAAGCGAGGCGCCCAGGGAGGUGAACAUCGACCAUGAAACCAGGGAGAUCACCAGGAAGAACCUCUCGGGGGCCACCUCCGCUUGCUUCAACGAAGCCCAGGCGAAGACCCGCACCCUGAUGGAGAAGGACUCCUACCCCCGCUUCCUCAAGUCCGCCUCCUACCAGGACAUGACCAAGCAGGCCGCCAGCCGCGGCACCAGCAAGCGCUUACACACCUGACCCGCGCCCGCGCCCGAAUCCACCUUCAGGAGGGAGGCCGGGAGGGGAAGCCCUGCCAUUUCGGCAGGGUGCCCGGCACCUCAAGUGCUUCUGCUGAAGCUGCCGUGAAGAGAAGCCUUCCACCCCACCGCUGCCACCGCCACCGGGGCCGCCCGCGGGGCCUGCGAGCGGCGGGCCUCGAGUUGCGAGGCCAGGGGACAGCACAGGCCUCGCGGUGACGUUGUUAUCCCUCGCUUAAGCUGUUUGACCCGCAGGUUGCACCUGGUCUUAGGUCACACGCAUAACUUUUUAUUAUCGUUAUUAUUUAUUUUAGCAUUGUUAUUACGAUAACGUAUUUAUGAGAAGAGCACUGCUCGAAGCAUGCACACAUCCCUUGCUCCGAGGAGCUUGUAAAUUAAUUUAUUUUAGAUAUUGCCCCACUUAGCAUGCCUCCCACAGCUUCUGUAUAAUAACUUCAAGAAGAAAAAUGGAUUUUGUAGCAUGACCACGGAGCAAGGUACGCGAAUAGCAGCAGGGAGAGCUGCGACUGGCGGGCUGCUAGCAGGGUCUGAGGUUUCCUGAGAGCAUGGAGGACCAUUGAUGGCCAUAAAAGGAUGCUUUGCAGUUCAUUCUGUUUCCUUUUUAUUUUUAUUUUUAUUUUUUCCCCUUAAAUAGAGCUCUGUGACCGGCAGCUCGGCACAUGGGCUAGCAGCUUGUCCUAUGCAGAGAAUAGCGAUGUAGAACAGGCACUUUGAGUGUUGAAAACUUAGUUUGUAAACACGUGGGAGAGAAAAAAUGGGGUUUUCCCCUGAUUUGCAGUCGUGUCUGGUGUUUCUUUGGCUGGCAAACCGGUCUGCAGCCAAGGACUCCCAAGGACCAGUUUGGGGAUGUUUUUUUCUGACUCUUCCCAAUUCUACCUCUGAGUCUUGGUGGGUCCCGGCUGCAUUUGCAGGGCCAUUUAAGAUGUUUUGCUAUUUAUUAUUUAUUUUUACAACUGGAACCACCUUCGUUGUGUUACUGAGGUAAAUGAUGCACAAAGGUCCAUUUUUGUUACUAAUAUAACAUUGUCAUGACAAAAUAAAUUGUAAAGAGGACAAUGCUGUGACACCACGUUUGAUUGUGGGCUUUUAAUUUAUUUUUGCAUUCUGAUUGCAGGGGGUUACAAAGCACACAACGUAAGGAAAGCUGCUGGCGGUGCAUGGCUUGAGGCAUGUUUACGGUCACUUUAAAACUUGCAGUGUGAGAAACACAGAAAGGCAAGGGGGAAACUUGAGAAGAGUAAAACUUCCUCUCGGCAUUUUGCUCAUUGGAGAGAAAUGAGCAGUUCACCAAAGGAUUGCAAGCAAGAGUUAAGUUCUGAAUAUAUUAACUGCCAAUGUGUUUAGUACUGUUUAUAUCGCUCACCCUUUUCUGAGUGCGUUUGCAGGACUGCAGUUCACAAUACCCAUUUAAUAUCAGUAGGACACGGUUGACUUUUAAGCACAGGAGGGUUCACGUGAAGGAUGCUUUGACUCACUGUCAUAAAUAACAUUAGAUUUAGCAUUAAUUCCGCCGACGAGUGAAUUAUUUUCCAGGGGGAAGCACCUGGCAUUCGAGGGAGUGUCAGAAACCACUGUCCUACCCCCGGUGCAGCUCUUGCUGCCUCUCAGGUCUGGGAUGCUUUGGGGCGGUGUAGCUCGGAGGUGCUGCUGCCCCAGGUGAAAACCAGCCCAGGCGUGCAAAAAUACACCAGCUUUUCCCAGACCUGUACCCUACAGUUGCCACCCACCUAAAUGGAGGAAGAUAGAUUAAACUGCCCAUUUUAUCUUUUAUUUGAGAAGGAAGAAAUGAGGUGAAAGGUAGCCAGGAUGUAUUUAAAUUAUCCAGCAAGAAUGACUCAGUGAGAGCACUGAAGCAGCACUGAAUCAGGCAGAAACAAAAUUACAUUCUUUUUAACUGCAGGGUCUGACUAAAAAAAAUAAUUUAAAAAAUAAAUAAAUCUUGCACACCUUGAAAUUAAUUUAAACAUGAUUUAACAUUCAAAAAUAUUCAGAUUGGCCAAAUAAAAAAGGUGAUAAAAAUACUUAGCCAAGAAUUAAAAUAUUUUUGAGAUUUCUUCAGGAGGAAAUCUGGGGCUGUGUCCACUCUUGGUGCCCUGUGAGCCGAAAUGGCCCAGACUGCAUUUUGGUCUUGGUGGUAGCACUGAGACCUCUACAGCUGGCACUGGAGCAUCUCCUUUGCAGCUCUUUUCAUUUCACGGAGAGAAAACUCCAUUGACAAAACCAGAGAAGCCCUGCUUGCGUCCAGCAUGUCCUCUGUGAUUGCUGUCAAAACCUCGUGCUAAUAUAACAAAACCUUUAAAGCCUUGGGAAAAAAAAACAAACAAACCACAGACCCGCCUUGAGAACCAGGAGCUGAAGUCUCCCAUAAACCACAGCCGAAGUUUCCCAGGGUGGAGGCAGUGAGUUUGGAAGCAGAAGGGAAGAUUUCAGAUGUGGGGAGCCAAGGCAGGCGCUGCCCCCAGGCACGGCCCAUACUUGCUGUGGGGCUGAGUUUCCAUGAGCUGGGCUGCGUGGGGAUUUACUGCGUGGAAAGCAAUCAGCAGCGUGCCUGAGACAUGGCUUGCUCCGAGGGUUUCAAGAGAUAUUGCCCUGAGCAGCACCAUGCUCCAAGCGUGUUUGCACGCUUGUAUUCUCACUGUGCAGCUACAUAUGUGGGGGACCCUGUGAAGGCAUGUAUUUGGGCAGGCGGCACAUGUUGGUGUGCAGAUGCUCUCUGUGUGCACACGUGGGGGCAAACUGAUGUGUCAUUGCAUGUGUUCAUCCAGUAUGUAUUUUUUAAA